Molecule: messenger RNA, 3201 nt
Organism: Entamoeba invadens IP1
Lineage: Eukaryota; Evosea; Mastigamoebida; Endamoebidae
Product: multidrug resistance-associated protein, putative
Exons: 1
Coding region: 1-3201 (1066 amino acids)
Biological process (GO): transmembrane transport
Cellular component (GO): membrane
Molecular function (GO): ATP hydrolysis activity; ABC-type transporter activity; ATP binding
Source: RefSeq, a predicted model, not a curated record
AUGAGUGAGAAACAAAUUCUUAAUGAUAUAGAGCUCCAAGAUGAGAAUGAAAAAGAGAGUCUUUCUUCAACAGAAGAAGAGACGUACUUUGAAAACGAUGAUGUUGCAAGAUAUGAAAAGAAGAAGAUUAACCCAUUCUUUAAGUUCUUCAGAACGUUGUUUUUCAGAAUGACUUUUGACCAAAUACUGAAAGGUCGAAAAGGUAAUUUGAGCAUUAAGGAUAUGAAUGAAAUUCCAAGAACGUUACGACUUGAGAAAUACGAAAGACAACUGUCCAAGCAGUGGUCUAAAGAAGAGCACUCAAAGCAUCCUUCUCUUUUCAGAGCUAUAUUCAGACAAGAAUGGAUGCAAUUUGUUUUGAUAUACUUUACAACAGCAAUUUACGAGUUGUUUGCUCUUGCAUUCCCACUCAUGAGUUCAUUUAUUAUCAAGUGGUUGAAUAAAGAAGACGCUGGUGUUGGAAUGGGUAUUUUGUGGAUCGCUUUGACAAUACUUUUCCAAUUAAUAACAACAUUGUCAAGUGAAUUUACAAAGAAGUGGGCCUUUACUCUUGGGCUUCGAAUUAGAAAUGGACUUAUUGGAAUUAUAUAUGACAAGGCUCUUAAACUGAAUUCUGCUGGUAUUGUAGAACCCGGAAAAUUAAUCAAUCUUAUGGGAAAUGAUUGUCCAGUAUAUAUUGGAAACAUAGAAAUGAUUAUGUUUGGUAGUGCAUCUCCAGUGAUGUUCAUAGUGUUGUUUGUGUUGAUAUGGAACAACAUGGGCAAGUGGGUGUAUGUUCCACUUGUUGUGUUUGUAGUCUUUGUAGCACUCAAUGUAUUCUUUGGCAUGAUGUAUGGGUUCUUCUAUUACAAGUUCAUUUAUGCAAAGGACAAAAGACUCUCAUUUUUCAGUGAGAUACUCAAAAAUAUUAAAUUUGUGAAGUACAACAGAUGGGAGAAACCCAUGGUAAAAAAGACAUUAGCUAAAAGAGUUCUUGAGAUCAUCUUCCUGUUCUUUGUUGGUUUCUCGCGAAGUUUAUUCUUCUCAUUGGCUAUCCAAAUUGGUUCGGCGAUGUCAAUCGCAAUCUUCACUGUGAUGAUCUUUAAAGAGGCACAAUUCCAACUUGCAGCGGUCAUCACGACAAUUUCAUUAUUUAAUUCAAUUAGAGUCCCAGUCAGAACAAUUGGCCUUUUGGCUACUUGCACAAGUACCAUUAACGUUGCCAUGACCAGAAUUGAAAAGUUCUUACUUACUCGAGAACUUCCCCCAAUCAGCAUUAACAACUCUUCCUCAGAGAAUGCAAUUGAAAUGAAGAAUGUUAAAUUCAUUUAUCCAAAUGGAGAGACUGCAUUUGAAUGUGAAGAUUUGAAUAUCAAAAAGGGUGAAUUUGUUUGUGUAAUUGGAAGUGUAGGAAGUGGAAAGAGUUCUUUCCUUAUGUCAGUGUUGAGUGAGUUGGAAAGACAGGAAGGCGAUGUGACAAUCAAUGGCAAAGUGACUUAUGCAAGCCAAAAUCCAUGGUUGAUGAAUUCUUCAGUCAGAGAAAACAUCCUAUUCUUAAACUCUUUUGAUAAAAAGAAGUAUAACCAAGUCGUCAAAGAUGCUUGUUUGGUAACAGACAUUGAUUCUUUAAUGGGUGGUGAUGCUUAUGUUGUAUCAGAAAAGGGGUCUAAUUUGUCUGGUGGUCAAAGACAAAGAAUUGCACUUGCAAGAGCCUUAUACGACUCAAAAGACAUCAUGUUGCUUGAUGACCCUCUAAGUGCAGUUGAUUUCCAAGUUGGAACAUACAUCUUUGAAAACGCCAUUCAAAAGUCGUUGAAACAAAAGACCCGAAUUAUUGUAACGAACCAAAUGUACUUACUUGAGAAGGCAGACAGAAUUUUAGUUCUUGAAAACAAUAAAUUAGCAUUCAAUGGUUCACUAGAAGAGUUGAAGAAAAGUGAUUUGGCUUCUUCACAACUUGUGAAAACACUUUCAGUUAAAAGUGAAAAAGCCGAAGACCAAACUGAAGAGAUCAUUACAGGUGACGCAUAUGCUACAAAAGUAAGAGAAGAGAGUAGAGAAGUUGGACGUCUUCCAUUAAGUGUCUAUUUCAAUUAUAUAAAGAGUGGAUCCUUCAUUUUGUUCGCAAUGGUUGUUUUAAUGUUGGUGGGCAGAAUUGUAGCACUUUACUAUUACAACGCCUCAUUGACCAAAUGGGGAAAAUCACUCCAUCCACUUUUGAAGUUGCCACAAGGAAAGAAAGAAUUUUUCUAUCAAUUCUGUUACUCAUUUAUUGGUGACACUGUUGGCGUUUUUGGCUGUGAAAUUUGUUUGGUCUUAUUCUGUAUCACUGUUUCUGUAAGAUUGCACAAACAAACCAUAAACAAGUUGUUGAGAUGCAAACUUGGAUUUUUCGACAUCACACCAAUUGGUCGUAUUCAAAACUUGUUCACCAGAGAUUUCCAUAUGCUCGACUUCAAUAUGCCUUAUUACAUUGAACCAUUGAUCGUCAACAUCUCCACUAUUUUGAUCACAUUUAUUACUAUUGUACAGACUAGUAUCUACUUGGUAAUCAUGGUUUUGGCUAUUUUGAUCAUUUUUGUAGCCAUUUACUCAUUUGUUAUUAAACCAGUCAUUGAAUUACAGAGGCUUGAUAGUAUUAUGAGAGGACCGAUCUUUGUUCACUUUGAUCAGACCAUUCUUGGACUCCCCAUUGUAAGAGCAUCGGGUGCACAAAUUUCAUUCAAAGAAAAGUUGAUUGCCAAAGUCAAAAAUAACACUGUUGCUUUAUACGCUUGCAAGAUGACCAAGUACUGGUUCCUCCAAAGAAGUGAUUGGAUAGGUGCCUUGAUCUCUAUUGUAACAGUCAUUGUAAUUGUUGUUACCAAACUCAAACACUCAAUGGAACCUUCCCUUGCUGGAACUGCACUCACUAACAUCACCUCCAUCCCAACUAGUAUCACCAAUUUCGCGAUGAGUCUUAUUGAGAUUGAGACUUUCAUGCAAUCAACUGAAAGAAUUUUGAUGAUAAACAAACUGAGAAAUGAAGAGUCGGAACGCGUCAAAGAAAAAUAUGUUGAACCUUCAAAAUUAUGGCCCACAACUGGGAAGAUCGAAUUUGUUGACUUCAAGUUUAGAUAUCGCAGAGGUCUUCCUGUUGUGUUAAAUAAGAUCAGCGCGGUUGUAGAAGACAAAGAAAAGUUGGUGUUGUUGGUCGAACUGGUAGUGGAAAGUCCACUUUGA